Molecule: messenger RNA, 921 nt
Organism: Egretta garzetta (little egret)
Lineage: Eukaryota; Metazoa; Chordata; Aves; Pelecaniformes; Ardeidae
Product: store-operated calcium entry regulator STIMATE
Cellular component (GO): membrane
Source: RefSeq, a predicted model, not a curated record
AUGGAAGUCAUUGCUGCAGGGAUAUCUUGUGUAAAACGAUUUAAGGAACCAAAGGAAGAGAGGCGGCCCUGGAGGAUAUGGUUUUACGAUACCUCCAAGCAAGCAAUAGGUGCCCUUUUCAUCCACUUUGCCAAUGUUUUUCUGUCGGAUCUCACUGAAGAGGACCCUUGCUCUCUCUACCUUAUUAAUUUCCUCCUUGAUGCCACGCUGGGAAUGCUGCUGAUCUGGCUUGGUGUGAAAGUUGUCUCCUGGGUCGUGCAGCGUCAGAAGUACACGUACCUGGUCUUCGGAGAAUACGGUGACCCUCCACAAGCUGCUGCCUGGAUUGGCCAGUGUAUCCUCUACUUGCUGAUAAUGGUUUUUGAGAAGACUGUGAUUAGCCUCGUCCUGCUUAUCCCUGGCUGGACGAAGCUUCAGCAGAUCCUCCUGGGUUACAUCCCAAACCCCCAGCUGGAGCUCGUCCUGGUCAUGCUUGUUGUGCCUUUUAUUGUCAAUGCCAUUAUGUUCUGGGUUGUGGACAGCUUGAUCAUGAGGAAAUAUAAGCAGAAGGACACCCUGGACAUCAAUGGAUCCAUAGAAACUCCUCGGGCGAGGGGGACUGAGGAAUCUCAGAUGAUGUGGCUGGAGGAUGCCCCACGAGUGGCUCCGUCUGCAUCGCUCCAGGCUGGUGGCCCAGUUAGCUCAAAACAGCCUGUUGGUAGCUUCAAGUCUGAAGUUAGCUAUGAGAGCGUAGGUGUUCCUGGAGGCAACGUGCAGCCUUUUGAUCAUGCAGCAAAGCUGUGGGCUUUCUUACCUGUGGAGGUACCGGUGUUACUCUCUCCAGACAUGGAUUUUGAUCAGUCUGAAAGUGACCAGGAUGUUUCGGGACUCCAGGGAAUGAACCACAAGAUGAAGCAGCCCAGCUAUCAAGUGGUCAUCUGA